Messenger RNA from Oppia nitens, 1161 nucleotides. It is a transcript of the gene mTerf3, whose product is annotated as transcription termination factor 3, mitochondrial-like. NCBI's taxonomy places the organism in Eukaryota, Metazoa, Arthropoda, Arachnida, Sarcoptiformes, Oppiidae. Gene Ontology annotation, molecular function: double-stranded DNA binding. Bases 1 to 1161 code for a protein of 386 amino acids. Gene Ontology annotation, biological process: mitochondrial ribosome assembly; regulation of DNA-templated transcription. The transcript is spliced from 3 exons. The record is from RefSeq and is a predicted model, not a curated record. Gene Ontology annotation, cellular component: mitochondrion.
AUGUUAUCAACAAAACUAUUACGGCGACCAUUGCCGGCGACAAUCGGUAGACAAUUUUUCGGCUCAAUCGGUGGUGGCCAACAAUAUAAACAACAACAACACGUGGGUUAUCGCCGGCGGCCCGACACCAGUGGCCAACAGUUACCGCCGACAAUAUACAAGCGUUUGGAUGCGGUGGCGGACAUCAACCAUACAGAUCUGGCCCGAUAUGAUCAUCGCCUGAAUAAUCGGCGACCGAUUAGGCCAUUAGCCCCACUGGACACUGAUGGCCGUGAAUUACUGGAUGAAUUAAGUCCCGUAGUCCCAUUGUCCUAUAAUCUGGCCGCCUAUGCUAACCGAUCGGUGACCAUCGAAAUGCUAAUCAAAUUGGGCGUCAAUUUAGUACAAAUUGAAAACACCAGACCCGAGAUCGCCGGCUAUAUCCUACAGUUGGACUUCGAGGCCGAUAUCAAACCGUAUAUCGAGUUUCUGGUCAACGUAUGCGGUGUCUGGCCGUCACAGUUGGCCGAUUUUAUUACACGAAAUCCAUUGAUAUUUAGCCAACAUAUGGACGACUUGAACGUACGGCUAAACUAUUACCGAUCGAAACGGUUUACUAAGGAUAUGAUUGCCGCGAUGGUCACCAAUUGUCCGGAACUGUUGAACAAUACGACCAAAUAUGUUGACUAUAAGUUGGCUUUUAUGCUGAAAGAGUUUCGGCUAUCGGCGGCCGAUAUCCGCCAACUGAUGACCCGAUGUCCAAACUUAGUCCUACUUAACGAUAUGGCUUACAGAGAGUUGACGUUCAUAUUUGCCGAAGAGUUUGGCUUCAAUGGCGACGAAAUCAGAUCCAUAUUAUUGAAAUCACCGGAACUGUUCCUCCUAUGCUCUAAAAGUCAUAAAUCUCAUCGUAUAGUCAUCAAAGUGUUUGAUUUGGUACACAACGAUAUGAUGAUAUCCCAUGAAUUGUUGACCAAAUUUCCACAAAUACUGAUGAAAUUUCGCCAAUCGAUCGAAUCCCGACACCUGUAUCUGAAACGGUUAGGUCGGGCACAGUAUGAUCCAACUAAACCAUUGUACGUACCGUUGACUGCUUUCUAUGAGUUAGAGGACAACGAAUUUGCCGAUAAAUAUGCUAAGACAUCGGUCAAUGAUUUCAAUUGUUUUUGUAAAUCAUUGUAA